Pyrus x bretschneideri (Chinese white pear) is the source of this 587-nucleotide messenger RNA. Its product is annotated as protein BUNDLE SHEATH DEFECTIVE 2, chloroplastic. The record is from RefSeq and is a predicted model, not a curated record. The transcript is spliced from 3 exons. Lineage: Eukaryota; Viridiplantae; Streptophyta; Magnoliopsida; Rosales; Rosaceae. Bases 154 to 471 code for a protein of 105 amino acids.
UAACGGUCUCCGCAUACCAAAACAAACGGGCCUCAGUUUUCUGGUACGGCCCACUUCACCUGGAUUGCCUUUUGCCUUUAGCUUCAGAGAGUUUGACUCAACGCCCUCCAACAGUUCGACAAAUCGACUGAGCGAAACUCCACCACACCAACCAUGUUUCCGAAGCAACUCCGCACCGUUGGCACAGCCGCCGCCGUACUCCUCGGUGGAAUCCUCACCCUCAACCUGGCUUCCACCGCCACAAUCGGAGCUCUCCGGUUCGCCGCCGAAUCCAAACGGAGAAGGGUUGCGCUGCCCUGUGUGGUUUGCAGAGGGAAAGGGUUUUAUAUAUGCAAGCUUUGCAAAGGGAAUGCCACCAUUGAAUGGUCGCCGCUGCACGAUCCGAUUGCCAUCAACCCCUGCCUUUGCCCUACCUGUGAUGGAAAUAGGGUGCAACGCUGUCUCAACUGUCUAGGGAAGGGAUACAAUUGAGUAAUUGUAUAAUCAAUGGCAGAAUGGUUAUUUCUUUAGUUCUUAAUCAUGUAAUGUUACUCAACCUUAUGUUGUAACUUGUACGAGUGCAUCAAAAUAAAGUGAGUCUUACUUUU